This is a messenger RNA of Echinostoma caproni, 480 nucleotides long. Lineage: Eukaryota; Metazoa; Platyhelminthes; Trematoda; Plagiorchiida; Echinostomatidae. The record is from the annotation of a GenBank genome assembly.
AUGUGGAAGUACCCGCAAGAAGAAAUUGAUAUUUGGAGUGACUUCGGAAAUUUAACUGGGCUUUCUCGAUACCUGGGUGCAGACAGUGUCCUUGAUCACGUGGUAUUCCUAUCUAUAGAUGUAUCACAAGCGUCAAUGUGUUUUGAGAUAAAUAAAUCAACUAAAAUAACUCUAUCAACUCCACUGAAGCGGAACAAAAGUUUAAGCGAUCCCGAGAAUGAAGUGAAAUCUUUCUCUUUCAGGAGACUAUUAACUAAUGAAAUUAUGCGAUUAUCCACACAGGUGCCCAGACCGGAUGGGAAACCGGAUAAUCUUGGUUUACUUGUCCUGGAUGAACCAUGUGCCAAUCAAUCGGAUCCGACUGUUCUCGAUUUGCAUUUACGUGCUCUGUCCAAACAGUCAGCUUCCAAAAAGAUGGUAAGUGUCUUUGAUCAGAUAGCCUUGAAAAAAACCGCGGUAUAUCUGAUAAUUUUAUUAUAG